Messenger RNA from Venturia canescens, 2009 nucleotides. RefSeq lists its product as uncharacterized. The record is from RefSeq and is a predicted model, not a curated record. Bases 63 to 1319 code for a protein of 418 amino acids. The transcript is spliced from 5 exons. NCBI's taxonomy places the organism in Eukaryota, Metazoa, Arthropoda, Insecta, Hymenoptera, Ichneumonidae.
AAAUUUUAACGGCGUUCGGCAUCGCUAGAUUUUAGUAGGGUUCCUUCCUCCGUGCAAGUAUCAUGUCUCUGAAUAACACAAGUGAUUACCAGCCUUGGGCGAAUCCCGAUUUUAUCCAAAAUAUUUUAAAAAGAUCCCUGAACGAUGAGACCAUUAAAGUACGAAGCAUCACGUCGGAAGCUGCGGUUCCACCGGGUGAAAAUUUCAUGAGCAAUGUUUUUCGAGUCAUCGUCGAGUUGACGCGCGGUCCGCCUGGACGCAAAGUAACCGAAAAUAAAUACUUUGUUUUCAAAGUUGCUUUAAAACAAGACGGUCUUCCCGAUCAUCCGGAUGUCGCCCAAAACGAAUUCAAGGCAGAAAUCGAAAUGAUGCGAAGCACUCUGGUGGAAAUGCACGAGAUUUUAAACGAAAAAGACCAUCGCCUGAGUCCAGGAGUUUUAUACACACAACUUGGAAACCCUUCAUUUUUAAUACUCGAAGAUAUGCUAGCUGCGGGAUUUCAUGUUGUCAAUCGGCAAAUUGGGCUUGACCUCAAUCAUUCGAGACUCGUUAUGAGAAAAUUAGCCAAAUUUCAUGCUAGCUCCGUAGCACUGUACGAAAAGGACCCGGAUUUCAUAAAAUUUUAUCAAACACUUGACGAAGCCAAACACGCUGACAAAAACACCGUCGAUUCGGCGGUACGGUUCGUUACAAAGGGCUUCAAAAUAUUGGCAGCCGAAAUGCUAAAGUGGCCAGAACUCGACGUUAGAUAUUCCGAAAAAAUAAUCGAAUUGUCGAAAGUACAUUGGGAAAAGCGUGCCGAAUGCCUUGAGCCCAAAGAAAAAGAAUUCAACGCGUUCAAUCAUGGCGACCCGUGGGUGAACAACUUAAUGUUCCGAUACAACGACGAAGGGGAAGUCGUUGACCAAGUUUUCCUCGAUUUUCAAAUUUCCGCUUGGAGAUCGCCGGCCGCUGAUUUACAUUAUUUUCUGACCACGAGUUUAAUGGACGACGUGUACUUACAUCAUUACAACAACCUCAUCAUUGAGUAUUUAAACACACUGACCGAAACGAUGUUACGUAUAAAAUGUAGAACAAACCCACCGACCACAGACGUUAUUCAAGUAUCGCUGAGAGACCGAGAAUUUCUGGCAAUACUUUAUUCAAUUAUAGUAUUGCCCCUCGUUUUGGAUAACAAUACAACUGCUCGUACUCUGUCCGAUCUUUUUAAUCGCAUCACAGAUGAGGCCAGAGGAAUGAUGUACAAUAACGAACAUUAUCGUCAAAUAAUAACAAGACGACUGAAAGAUUGGUUUGCUCGAGGAUUACUUGACGUUUGAAUUGUAUCCAGAAAUAUUGCAAAAGACUGAAUUUAAAUGUUUUAAAUGUGCGCACUUUUAACAAAAUUGACAAUAGAUAUUUUUAUACAGCAUGACAAAUCAUUUGUACGUUCCAAUAAUUCUCGUUCUCACUGUCCUUUGUCUACGAUACCACCAGGAACUAUCAAUCUCACGAAAAGAGAAGUCAGGAAUGAAUAUACGUAAACACUUUACGGUUGAUUUGCUAAUUCUAUAAACAGUGGGAUUCUCCGUAUAACGUUUUUUUAAACUCGCUUGAAUCCGUCAAGAACUGAGGAAAAAGGGGGAAAAAUUAUUCGUUAGGAUUCAGCAAUAUACCUUGCGAUCGUUAUUCAGAAUAGAGAUAAUUGUAGAGUGAAAAAAAAACAAACAUAUUUUUUCGACUAAUAAGGUUCGUGAUUGUAUAACGUUGAAAAACAUUCUGCGGAACUGAUAAGCCUCAAGCGAGCGCGCCAAGGCGGGACGUGUGCUAUUGGUGUUAUACAUAUAUAUCAACUACGUGUUUACAUUCGAGUUUUGUAUGCGUGACCUACCAGCAGUAUACCCGGCGAUCCGAUAUACUUCGUGUGAGUUAUGUGAUUCUCAGCUCUAAGCGUUGUCGACACAAUGAAAAAAAAAUAUAUAAGAAACGAUUUCACGUGAUUGUGUUUAUAAAGGAACAUUCAUACAACA